UGUCUUUUCUGUUCGCUUUUGCCGACGAUCUUUUCGCUGCCGUAGCGCUGCCGUAGCGUAGUGCGCGGCCCGCCGCCGAUGCGGCUUCUGAGCCAGCACAUGCUUGGAGAGCCGGAGGCCAGCCAGUUGCUGGCCUUUCCGCGGCGAAGCCGACCAAGCUUAGUGGCGCAGGCAGACUGGUCCACCUUGCUGACGGGCAAGAGCAAGCUGCAAAGUUCCGCUUUCUUGUGUGGCCCGCAGGACCCCGACGCGCACGCCCCAGCCUUCCUUCGAGGCCGGAGGGGCGUGUGGCCAAGCUCCUACACGAAAGAGGAGAACGAUGAGGUGGAGAACACGCAGGAGCAUCAAGCAGAGAAAGAAGCAUCGUCACAGGAGGUGGAGCUGAAUCCGGAGUGCUCGAAGACUCGGAAGAGCGGCCUGCCUCGGUGUUGCCUCUGCGCCAAUGGUGAGGCCAUUUGGUCUCAGGAUGGCAGCUGUAAGCAUUGCAAAGACAAUGGAGGCAUCAAGGACUGUGCUGCGGCCGGCGAAGAUGGGCACCAUCUUCCACCACACGGACCAUCCAUCGACUCCGGACCAUCGACUCGGACCUUCCUGCAGCACUGGGCCUUCCCCCGGCUUCAACGCCUCGACCGAACUGACUGCACACCGGGCUCCAGCAGUUGGCCACUCAAGUACAAGGAGGUGGAUGGUGAAGACAGCAAAGAAAAGGAUUGGAACGAAGAAGAUGACAACCGGGGUGCCAUUUGUGCUGAAACCUGUGCGGAAAAAUGGAUUUCCAAGAUCAAUGGCGAGAUGAACAUCCCUCGAGCUUUACCACCCCAGAAGGCGAAGGAACUCACCAAGCAGGCAGAGGCCGCCGAAGAACAAGAAAAAUUGGAAAGGGAGGCGGAAAGACAAUCUGAAAUGGAAUCGAUGGAAUCACCCCAAUAA
Messenger RNA from Durusdinium trenchii, 930 nucleotides. The record is from the annotation of a GenBank genome assembly. Lineage: Eukaryota; Dinophyceae; Suessiales; Symbiodiniaceae.